Molecule: messenger RNA, 5251 nt
Organism: Paramormyrops kingsleyae
Lineage: Eukaryota; Metazoa; Chordata; Actinopteri; Osteoglossiformes; Mormyridae
Gene: itga2.2
Product: integrin, alpha 2 (CD49B, alpha 2 subunit of VLA-2 receptor), tandem duplicate 2
Biological process (GO): cell adhesion mediated by integrin; cell-cell adhesion; integrin-mediated signaling pathway
Cellular component (GO): integrin complex; external side of plasma membrane
Molecular function (GO): integrin binding
Source: RefSeq, a predicted model, not a curated record
CGGUUUCUAAAUCGCAACAAGUGUUUUCACUGCCGGGUAAAGAAGGCAAACCAGGCAAUGAGUAGCACACCUUCUAACUCAGGUGCUUGCUUGCAUGGUGGAAAUAUGGUUUUUAUUUUAAGAAACAGAUUUGUGUCACUUUGUAUAUUACACAGUUUUGUUAUACAGUAUUCAGAGUCUUUUAAUAUCGGGACAGCAGGAGCAAAAAUAUUUAGUGGACCAGUGGAAGAGGAGUUUGGAUAUACUGUGCAACAGUUCAAAAAUUAUCAGGGCAAAUGGCUUUUGGUUGGAUCUCCUUGGAGUGGCUACAAAGCAAACAGGAAAGGGGAUGUUUAUAAGUGUGAAAUCCCUGGAACCAAAACAAUCUGUGAGAGACUCAACUUGCAGAACUCUGUCACCAUUUCAUCCGUCAACAAUAUCAACACCAACAUGAGCCUUGGAUUGACUCUUCUGGCCAAAAAUAAUGGAUUUCUGACCUGCGGUCCUCUCUGGGCACAGCAGUGUGGCAAACAGUAUUUCAAUCCAGGAAUCUGCACGGAGGUGAACUCCCUCUUCAAAGCGCAACCUUCAUUUUCUCCUGCCAUCCAGAGUUGCGGAGGUCCAAUGGAUUUAGUAAUUGUCUUGGAUGGGUCAAAUAGCAUUUGGCCGUGGGAACCAGUGUUAGAAUUUCUUAAUGAACUUUUGAAGACUGUAGACUUUGGUCCGUCUGGCACUCAGGUGAGUGUCGUUCAGUAUGCAGUCGACUCGGCUUUUCAAUUCCGAUUUAAUACGUACAAAACCAAGGAUGAGAUGUUGGCUGCUGCAAAAAAUAUAAAGCAAAUGCAGGGAACAUCGACAAACACAUUCCAUGCUAUUGAUUUCGCAAGGAAAGAAGCAUUCUUGCCUGAGAACGGAGGUCGGUCUGGGGCAAAUAAAGUACUGGUGGUGGUGACAGACGGAGAAUCUCACGAUAGUAGCAUGUUGGAAGAUGUCAUUGUGAAGUGCGACCAGGCCAAGAUCACUCGCUUUGGCAUAGCUGUCCUUGGCUAUUACUUAGAUAAUAACAUGGAUACAACAAAAUUGGUUGCAGAAAUCAAGUCAAUUGCCAGUAAGCCGGAAGAAAAACACUUUUUCAAUGUCUCUGAUGAAACAGCUCUUUUAGAGAUUGUAGGAACACUUGGAGACAGAAUUUUCAACAUUGAAGGGACGGGGAAAGGAGGGGAAAAUUUCCAGAUGGAAAUGUCCCAAGUGGGGUUCAGUGCUCACUAUUCCAGUAAAGAGGAAGUACUGAUGUUGGGUGCUGUUGGCGCAUAUGGAUGGAAUGGCACUGUGGUUCACAGAACUGUCCAGAAGUUCCAAAUAUUCCCUAAAAAUGCAUUUGAAAAUGUCUUAGAGGACAGAAACCACAGCUCAUUGCUAGGCUACGCUGUGACAACACUAGUUGAUGAAAGUGCCGAAUACUAUGUCGCUGGAGCACCUCGUUCGAAUCAUACUGGUCAAGUUGUAGUGUAUACCGUAUCCAGCAUAGGGCAACCCCACGUAUUAAAUUCACAGAGAGGAUAUCAGAUAGGAUCUUACUUUGGUGGUGUACUGUGUCCUCUGGAUGUGAAUAAAGAUGGAGUUACAGACCUGCUGCUGGUUGGUGCUCCAAUGUUCAUGAGUGACCAGAAAAAAGAAACGGGCAAAGUGUACAUAUUCACAGUCACCAAGGGCUUCAUAAGCAGUGAUGGUUCUCUGGAGGGGCCUUCCCAAACAGAGAAUGCUCGCUUUGGGAUGGCCGUAGUGUGUGCACAAGACCUUAACCAAGAUGGUUUUAAUGAUGUUGUGGUUGGUGCCCCACUGGAGGAUAACAAUAGGGGCGCACUGUACAUCUUCAAUGGAAAUCAGAAGUCCAUAAAAAAACAGUACACACAGAAAAUUCUGGGUUCUGAACUGGAUCCCAAGAUGCAGUAUUUCGGAAGGUCUGUGAAUGCAGAUGGAGAUUUAAAUGAUGACACUCUUCCUGAUGUGUCUGUUGGAACUUACGGAAAAGUAAUUCAGCUGUGGUCAAGAGGAGUAGCUCGUGUAAAAACAAAUGUCAACUUCUCACCUGACAAAAUCAACAUCUUUAAUAAACCUUGUACUAUCAAUGGGAGAAAACUUUUCUGUUUCAACACCAACAUUUGCUUCAGUGCAACAUUUAUGCCCACAACUACAAAGGGUCCUGUGGCAAUCACAUAUAAUCUGACUCUGGACAUGGAUUUGCAGUCAUCACGUGUGAGCUCGCGAGGGCUCUUCAGCGUCAACAAUGAACGGUUUCUGAAGAAAAACCUCAAUGUUGACAAACAGGAUGUCUGCGAAACACAUGAGGUUUAUGUUCAGGAAGCACCUGACUUUGUGAACUCCCUCAGUCUGCGGGUAGAUCUUGGUCUUCAAGACCCAAAAGGCAACCCUGUCCUGGAUGCAUUCAGUCCCACUGCCUCAGAAUUCUUUAUUCCCUUCUCAAAAGACUGUGGUGAUGAUGAUGUGUGUCACAAUGACUUGGUACUGAAUGUACAGAUGACUGAUGAUUUGCCAAGUGCAUUGCUGAUUAGCCAAAAGAACAAAAGACUUUCCUUAGAUGUAUCCAUGGAGAACAAGAUGGAAAAUGCCUACAAUGCCCGAGUCAUCACAAGAUACUCUAAAAGUCUGUUCUACGCUUCUGUGUCUAAUCCCAGCGAUGGAACAGAAAUAAAAUGCACUGAUAAGGAUUACACUGUAUCCUGUCAAGUAGGGUACCCUGUCCUCCGAACGGACCAACGGGCGAAGUUUCGGAUCAACUUUGAUUUUAACCUUAACGAGAUGCAGAACAAAAUACAAGUGGAUCUGACAGCUGAAAGCGAUGGCAUAGAAGAAACACCUGAAAACAACAAAGCCCUCAUCUCCAUUCCUGUCAUGUAUGACUCUGAAAUCAUUCUGACCAGAGAGACAAGUAUAAACUUCUAUGUCAUUGACGAUCACGGCACAGUAAAGACUUUGAUGAACAAUACUGAUGACAUUGGACCAGAGUUCAACAUCACGCUGAAAGUUUCUACAGGGAAUGUAAAGGUUGGUCUAACCUACCUCACAGUGUCUCUGCCAGACUCUACUCGGGCGGGGAAUUAUCUCCUGUAUGUGACAGGAGUUCACACAGAACCUGGCAACACUGUGAGCUGUGAUUUAGGUAGCGUGGUGGAUCCACUGAAGAUCAGGCAGAAGCCCCAUACUGUUUCUUUUUCCCAUGAGAGCUUCAGAAGAAUAGAGAGCCUGGACUGUACAAAUGCUAAAUGCACAAAACUGAAAUGUGUGCUAACAAGUAUGGAGACAAAAAAAGAUUAUUUUGUGCAUGUUACAACGAGGAUCUGGAAUGGAACGUUUGCCUCUUCAACCUUCCAGUCUGUUAAGCUCAUUCUGCAUGCUGAGAUGGACACUUCACAGCCUGAUCUCCUGACCCUAAUGCACAAGAAGCUGCCGCUUGAAAUUACAAUUAUCAAGCCUGGGGAGGUUGCUCCUGUGCCCAUUGGAAUCAUAGUGGGCAGUGUUAUUGGGGGCCUGCUUUUAUUGGCUGCUGUCGUUUUGCUGCUGUGGAAGUUGGGUUUCUUCAAGAAAACAAAGUAUGAUCAGCUGAUGAAAGAGAAUGCGGAUGGAGAGCCACAAAAUGGCACCGCAAUGGAGAACCAGGCAUGAGCUGUAGGACGAUAAACAGGAAUGUAAGUGGCACACACCAUGUGUUUUAAUCACUAAAGAAGGGCGUGGUCCAAGCCAUUAAACAUUUAGUGAAUGGUAUGGAAAUAAGUUGCUCGUGUCAGCUCUGUUUCCAAAGUCUUGGCCAACUUUUAAAAAAUGACAAGACAUGCAGAGGCAAGUUGUUUAAAUGCACUGCUCUGGAAAACAGUGCCAUGUGAAAACUCUGCUGUCGGACAGAACUGGACAAGACUGAUGACUGCCUAGAUGGAAUUAGGUUACAUCAGCGGUGGACAAACCCAGCCAGCAACACACAGGGCACAAUUACAGCAUUAUUUCACAAUCAGCUUCCCCACCCAAUGGGCUGAAAUUACAAUACUUGACAAUAUAAUUCUUUAAACUUCAUAUUCUGUAUUUUGUUUUAUUUUAUUUAACUUGGAUGGGUUUUUGAUUGUGGUUUGCUACUUAGGAUUUUCUUCUGUUUAGUUUCGUUUGGGCAUGCAGCCUCCGCAAGCUUGCACAAACACGCUUUCUAAAUCUACAGCAAGCAUUAUAAUGGGCUGGGGGAUUUUUUCAUAGACAAUGGAAAGAUAGGAGGUCGAGGCUUAUUUUACUGUGAAUAAAUGAUCCACAAGGUACAAUCAACUGCACAAAGCCUAAACUUUGAUUUUACAUAAAAGCUAAAUGUAUGUUUGCAGUUACUAAAAGAGAUGUUUUGAUGGUGCUCUAAUUUAAAAUAUAAAAGUCAUGGUUAGCUGGACCCUGAGGAUUGAGUGAAACAGGGAAGAGAAUCCUUAAAUUUUAAAAAUUACACUCCCCUUCAAAGUACACAAAUGCAUCUAUGUUCAUAUUAUGUUCAUAUUUUGAUUAUGAUGGACUUAUUUGCUUCAGUAUUAGCCAUGGUAUUUAUUGUACUACCUAAUCAACAGUCAAAUGUAAGCCAUUCAUGAUUUUGCAGUAGAUUAAAAUGCACUUACUUUUCCAACGAGUUUUAGUUAAAUAUGUAUAUAAAAUUAAUUUAAAUUAAAAAGCCAUGAGCUUCCAAAGAGAUCUGCUGCUGAGAAAUGGCAAUGUAACAGAUUGCAGCUUAGAUAUGGUUGCCAUAUAGAAAAUGUAACCAAUAAUAAUUUUAUGCUGCAUAUUGUAUGUUUCGUUUUGUGACGGGAUCAUUAUUCAGGUUUAGUGUGUCUACUAGAAUGCUGUAAUGUACUUUAAAAAAAAUCAUGUAAAUUGAUUUAACUUGUAUUUGACAGUUACAUUCUUUAAACACCGAUUUUGCUGAAAAUUUGAUUUACUGAGCAAGUGCACUGGAUGCAGUAAACAUUUUUGUAUGCUUGACUACUGUUUAAAUGCACUCUGCUGCUGUAUACAGUUGUACAGUAUAAUCAUUGUAACUACUAUGUACAGAAUGAUUAAGCAUCUUUAUUUUGCAGUGUAAUAACAGUAUUUUAAGUCAUGACAGCUACAGGUCUAGGUCUAUCCCUUUUUAAUUGUUUUGAUUUUUAAUUGAUUGUUCUGCAUUGGAAAUAUGUUUGAUUUCACCAGAUUUGUUUUAAAGGUUUCUACUUUAUUAAAAUCAAGUUUUCCUGUG